This is a messenger RNA of Morus notabilis, 2369 nucleotides long. RefSeq names its product phosphatidylinositol/phosphatidylcholine transfer protein SFH6. NCBI's taxonomy places the organism in Eukaryota, Viridiplantae, Streptophyta, Magnoliopsida, Rosales, Moraceae. The transcript is spliced from 15 exons. The coding region runs from base 270 to 2135 and encodes 621 amino acids. The record is from RefSeq and is a predicted model, not a curated record.
UGUUUCUUCAACCUUUCAUUUUCGCUUUCGGUUUCAAUCUCUCUCUGCUUUUGCCACAGUUAAUGACUUUAAUUAACUAAUUAAUUAACUUUUAAUCCAGUUUAACUCUGUAUGCCAGUCUGACCUCAUAUACACAACAAAGCCUCGAAAAUAUUCAGUCUUCGCCAAGUCCCCCUGGUCUGGAACAGAGCAACAAUCCAGGAAGGACGAGAUGCUGAUUUAAACGGCAUAAUUAUAAAGUUCGAUUUUGAUCUCCCGGAAACGUUACCAUGUCGGGGCCGCUUGACAGAUUCGCCAGGCCUUGCUUUGAGGGGUUCUCUGGCCACGACGAAAGAAAGGAAAGGAAAUCAGAUAUUGAAAACUCAGAGGAUGACAAGCGAACAAGAAUUGGGAGCCUGAAAAAGAAAGCUAUAAAUGCAUCGAGUAAAUUUAGGCAUUCUUUAAAGAGAAAGAGGAGAAAAAGUGGCCUCCGAAGUAAUUCGGUUUCAAUUGAGGAUGUUCGGGAUUUUGAAGAGUUGCAGGCUGUAGAUGCAUUUUGUCAGGCACUCAUCUUGGAGGAGUUGCUACCUCCCAGACAUGAUGACUAUCAUACGUUGUUGAGAUUCUUGAAAGCAAGGAAGUUUGAUAUUGACAAAGCAAAACACAUGUGGGCCAACAUGAUCCAAUGGAGGAGGGAUUUUGGGACUGACACAAUUUUGGAGGAUUUUGAGUUCAGUGAGCGAAACGAGGUUCUGAAGUACUACCCUCAGGGUUAUCAUGGCGUGGACAAGGAAGGGCGACCUGUUUACAUUGAACAAUUGGGAAGAGUUGAUGCGAACAAGCUUAUGUAUGUGACUACCAUGGAACGAUAUGUGAGAUACCAUGUGCAGGAGUUCGAGAGGAGUUUUGCCGUUAAGUUUCCAGCAUGCUCCAUUGCAGCAAAGAGGCACAUAGAUUCAAGCACAACAAUUUUAGAUGUCCAAGGCGUGGGUUUUAAGAACCUAACCAAGACUGCAAGAGAGCUCAUCACCCGACUGCAGAAAAUUGAUAACGACAACUACCCUGAGACACUUUGCAGAAUGUUUAUAAUAAAUGCUGGUCCCGGUUUUAAGCUGCUAUGGAACACAGUUAAAACAUUUCUUGAUCCGAGAACAACCACUAAGAUUCAUGUUCUUGGUAAUAAGUACCAGAGCAAAUUGCUUGAAAUAAUUGAUGCAAGUGAGUUGCCAGAUUUCCUCGGUGGAACCUGUACCUGUGAUGAUAAGGGGGGUUGUAUGAAGUCUGACAAGGGGCCAUGGAACGAUCCAAACAUAUUAAAGGUGGUACUUAGUGGUGAAGCUCAAUGCUUUAGACAAAUAGUAACUGUUUCAAACAGUGAUGGGAGAGUGAUUGCUUGUGAUAAGCCUCGUUUACCAAUGGUAAGAAGUAGUGAUACAUCUACUGCAGAGUCAGGAUCCGAAGUGGAAGAAAUGGCCUCUCCUAAAGUAAAUAAAAGCUCUGUACAACCAAGGUUGACUCCCGUCUGUGAAGAGGCUAGGGGGGUUGGCAAGUCAAGCAUCGUUGGUGCCUUAUCUGAUUAUGAUGAAUAUGUUCCCAUGGUUGAUAAGGCUGUUGAUGUGGGUUGGGAAAAAAGGUCGCAUCAGAAUCCGACUGUCUCUGGAGGGCCACCUUCUGUGUCGAGUGUAGAAAAAAUACCAGAAGGAAUCUUUUCUCAACCUUGGGCUGCGCUUUUGGCUAUCUUUAUUACCCUCUUUACUCUUAUUCGAUCAGUAGUAUUUCGGUUGACGCACAAAUUUCACAACUCUCUUUCUGAUUCUGCCGACAAUAUUCCGAACCUGACCGAUGAAUCACUUCCAAAAGAGGAGUUCCGUCCCCCAUCUCCAGCCCUUAGAAAGAAGGAUCUUCUUUCAUCCGCUCUGAAAAAGCUUAGUGAGCUUGAAGAGAAGGUGGAUAAACUACAAGCAAAGCCAUUUGAGAUGCCUUACGAGAAAGAGGAGUUGCUAAAUGCUGCUGUUUAUCGUGUCGAUGCAUUAGAAGCAGACCUAAUUGCUACAAAAAAGGCUCUUCAUGAAGCUUUGUUGAGGCAGGAAGAACUACUAGAAUACAUAGACAGACAACGGGAGGCUAAACUUCGGAAAAAGAGGUGGUGCUGGUAAAACUAUUACUUUGUACGAGUUGUUUGGUGGGUAUAUUGAUGGUUUCCAUAUAUAGAAUUAUGCACAUAUAUGCUUGUAUAUUUGAGAUGCGUAAUAAGUGUAAUUCAGAGGUGCUCUUGUUUUCUUUAACACGUCCCCACUUGCUUUUGCUGGAAAUAUAAGGCCUUAUUAAGUACUUCAUGUGUUCUCGCUAUAAUAUUGGGUUAUAUGACGAAUGGUACCAUAUGUGUUUCC